AUGGAAGGGCUCCGGCGUCUUCUCGGGCUUUUGCUCGUUCUCUAUCGUCUCUGCUCGGCGCUGGGAAAGAACUUGGAGCCGGUCACAUGGAACUCGCAGAACCCGCGGUUUAUAUCUGGAAAGGGCCUGGUUCUAUACCCUGAAAUUGGCGACCGCUUGGACAUUAUCUGCCCCAAGGGGGACUCUUCCCAGCCUUAUGAAUACUAUAAAUUGUACAUGGUUCGCCGGGACCAGUUGGAGGCGUGCAGCACAGUCAUAGAUCCCAAUGUUUUGGUGACGUGCAACCAGCCUGGGAAGGAAUACCGCUUCACUAUCAAGUUCCAAGAGUUCAGCCCCAACUACAUGGGCCUUGAGUUCCGAAGAAACCAGGACUAUUACAUCACCUCCACCUCCAACAGCACUCUCCAGGGCCUGGAAAACCGAGAGGGGGGCGUGUGCCAGACACGAUCCAUGAAAAUCAUAAUGAAGGUCGGGCAAGAUCCUAAUGCAGUGCCACCAGAGCAACUCACUACCACCCGCCCUAGCAAAGAGGCUGAUAACACAGGGAAAAUCGCAACAUUUGGGCCGUGGAAUGGUCCUGUAGAAAACCCUGGAAAGUCAGACACAAACCUGUCUGAUAAACCCACGGCAGGUGGGGGUGUGGACGGCUUCUUCAACUCCAAAAUUGCCGUCUUUGCAGCGAUUGGAGCAGGAUGUGUCAUCUUCAUCCUCAUCAUCAUCUUCCUGGUAGUCCUCUUAAUUAAGAUCCGCAAACGUCAUCGUAAACACACGCAGCAGCGGGCGGCCGCCCUGUCCCUAAGCACACUGGCCAGCCCCAAAUGCAGCGGCAAUGCAGGCAGCGAACCCAGUGACAUCAUCAUCCCGCUGCGGACUACAGAGAACAAUUACUGCCCACACUAUGAGAAGGUGAGCGGGGACUACGGCCACCCUGUCUACAUCGUACAGGAGAUGCCGCCUCAAAGCCCUGCAAACAUUUACUACAAGGUUUGA
Molecule: messenger RNA, 990 nt
Organism: Xenopus laevis (African clawed frog)
Lineage: Eukaryota; Metazoa; Chordata; Amphibia; Anura; Pipidae
Gene: efnb1.L
Product: ephrin-B1 L homeolog
Biological process (GO): ephrin receptor signaling pathway; axon guidance
Cellular component (GO): plasma membrane; membrane
Molecular function (GO): ephrin receptor binding
Source: RefSeq, marked provisional